AUGGAAAACAAGUUCUUGAAGGUGAAAGGGGCAAAGACCAUGCUGGUGUCUGCUUUUUUGGAUCACCGUACAACAAGAAGAGAGGUUAGUGGAGAGAACAGGGUCCAUCAGGCUUGGCUUACAUUUUAGUUUUGGUGUUCAGUCCUCAUUCUCUUCUCCCCUUUUUGUCAGGUACGUGUGAGUGCAGUAGUGCUGAGGAAAGAGGAAGCAGCCUAUCACUGUUACCUCUGCUGUGAUGGGCAACUUCACCUUUCUGACGGUGUUCUAGACAUCAACGGAUAUCACUUUUACUUUGACUACGGGGCUGCAUACAUCAUGUGUCCUCUUCCUGCUGGCUGCAAAACAGCAUCUUAUAUUGCUGUGGCCUCUGACCCAGCUGACUCUGAAGGUGACAAAUCAUGUUUAUUACUUUUUGUGACAACCUGUAAGAUAAGCAGUACUGAAUUAUUGGACAAUUGUUUGUUGAGGCACACACUUUCCAGGGAUGAUGGACUCCAGACGGAUAAAUUGGCUCAAGUUGCAAAAAUGUUGCUUGAUUCACUUUCACUUGGUAUCCAUGACCUGGGACUUGAUUUAAACUUGAGACACAAAGUAGUUGACUUUCUAUGAUUUAUUCUUUGGUGGCAUAGUUUAGCAUUCAAGAUGGCAGCAUGUCUGUGUGUUUGAGAAAGACAUCACAGCAUUUACACUGGCUGCAUGUUAGCUGCAUAACAGUUGUGGGAGUUAAUGAUAUCAACUUUGUAUCUUUUUUUUUUAAGUUUAACCCCAAAUAAGAUCGUGAACUACCCAUUAUUAAAAAUGUUUUUGAUUUGAAAAGUCAUCUGGAUCUGAAGAAAUAUGUGAUCAACUAUAGUUUGUGUUCAUUGCAAGGUUAAAAUAAACCUUUAAUCACUUUUAACUUAACAGGUCAUUUGACACGCAAUACCAUUUCAAAGAUUGGACACAGUUUCUCAUUUAAUGGAUUUCUCUAAUUUUCAUUUUUUUCUAUAUAGUAGAUUAGACAUCAAAAAUAUGAAGAACAGCUAUAGAAUUAUGUUGUCAACAAAAAUAGUUCAACAAACUGGUAUAAUAAAUUAAAAUAAGGAAAUCAAUCGAAUGAAAAGGUGGGUCCAAACUUUUGACUGGUACUGACUUGGUAUCUUGUCUAUCUUUUUUUCUUUUCUGUUGUAACUUAAAGAUGUGAAAGAGUUUCUUGAGGUGAAGAACCAGGAAGCAGUAAAUGACUCCUUUCCUUACAACUUCACCGUCUGCAUGUCUACUAUGUUUGAGUUUGACAACAUGCUACAGGUACUGUCUGUUAUGCUAACUGCCUUUAUUUUCAAAAAUGUCCAAACUUGAAGCCUUUUUUAUUUUUUUUUAAGUACAGGCAGUGUUGUGUGUGAAGACCUUCAAAUGGACAUAUAUUUAGUGAAUAGGCUCAGGUUACUGAAAUAGUGAUCGGAACUUCCCAACCCUGUGCUACAGUAGCCAAAGAUGGAUUUACAGUACCCAGCAGGCAUUGAGCACAGCUAAAGCAACCAGUAAUGCAGAUGAAGCUGAUGGGGCCAACCCCUGUAAACAAUUGAAAAAGUUUAAUGAACAAAUUACAAUGAGCUGAACACUUGUUUGGUUUUACAGAGGUGUGACUUUCUGGAAUCAAGUCAAGUAAUCUCACCGCAGAACUUUUGUUUUAUUCAAGCUGAUCCAGAGUUUGGAGAUGAAUCAGUUACUGGGAGUGAACAAAGUUGCCAUCUACAAGACCAGCCACAGCCCUGAAAUAAAGCAUUUACUCAACUACUACAUAAAAAAAGGUGAGGCAUGGAGGACGUGGAGGAUUUUUUGUCAAAGGUAAAAGCUGGGGCUGUCACUUUUCACCUGAAAUCUAAACCAUCAUUCAAACUCUACGGGAAAAAUGUAUAUUUGAACUAUAUGACCCAUUCAAACUCUUAAUAAUUCAGUAGACCAGCACAUCAGGCCACCUGUGUAGCUCUCUUUAUGAUCCAGUGAAAGUUGCUCUCAUUAUUACCUGGCCUACCCAUGCACCUUUGACCUUAGUAAACUAAUACAAUAAUGUUACUGUACAAAAAUGGAGGAGGUGGUCAAGCAAAGCUGCAUUGAGUAGACUGUCAUGACACAGAAACAUUUGAGAAGCGCAGUAUAGAAGCAUUGCCAUCACUCUUUGAAUUUUAGUGUCACAUAUUUUUUAUUUAAUGUCCCUGUCAUAAUUUCAAUCCCAAAUACCAUAAAUUUAGUUUUCUCUAAAUUAACUAACAAUCUAUUCACAUUAAACCAAGUUUUGAGGCUCUUCAGUUCUCAUUCAAAAAGAUGACAAAAAAUUCUCAUUUUUUCCUAAAACUCUGUGUGCUUGAUCAUCGAGGGUUUUCCUGGUCUAUUCAUUCAUUUUAAUUCACCAACCUUGAUAACGCCUUUACUGAAAGAUCCCAAUUUAUCCUAUUCCAACCCCCCAGAACAGAACUUCUUGAGAUCUGUGAGAGUGCAGGAAUUCUCCUCUAGUCUAGCACUGUCAGAUAGGGGAGACCAGGGCUUGUUGUCACACUUUUUACACUCUUAUAUAUUUCUUGGAAUCAAUACAAAGUAUAUAAACAAAAUGUGUACCAGAUGGAAGACCAAAGUCUCAGGUUUAUAAUUUGUGUUCAUGUCAUUUUCAUAUCUUCUGUUAGUGCAGAGUUAUAAGCAAUCAAAUAGAGAGUGUGAACAUGUGACAUGUCGCCCCACUAUCAGGUCAGUUGUCUCACUACGUGGGGUAAGAUGUCACAGUGGAUUUUGCAGCUAAUAAAACAAGGACAAAAUUAUUAUUCUUAUUUUUUUACUUGAAAGUGAACAUCAAAGCCAGGCACAGAAAAUGUUUAUCAUUGGGCUAGAAAAAGUCAUUGAACACAGCCAUUGAACAAAUGUUAACAUAAAAUAUUAUGCAACAUGCUCUGGAGUUUGGAGAGUUGUCUGACUCAUACGCUAAGGUAUGGUAGCUGACAAAAAAGUCCUUUAUUUUACUCCAAAUUGAUUUAUUAGCUAGAGUUACCUGUCUGACUGCCCUCAGCAUCACCGGGGGGUAGAUAUGUAAGAUAUGGGAACUGCACUGACACGCUCUGUUUUUCUUUUGAAAUUCCUGACCAUGUCUUCUCGCUUUCUCCUCUCCUCUAAACCACUCUUUUCCUGUAAAAAUAAAGUAAAAGCUUCAAUAUGACAACUGCUGAUAAACAGACUCUCUGUGUAUAUUUGAAUCCAUUUUAAACAUGUGACAAAGAACCCCAAAAUGACUGAGACAUGUUGCCCCAAACUACCAAGCGUGCUAAUUAGAGCUCUAGCUUAAAGUUAUCUUAAAACAGAACAAUGUCUAAGGUAUGAGAGGAUGCCUUAAUCUCUCCUCUAACAAGUCCAUAUGUUUCACUGCUGGGAUUAGAGAGAAGCUUAUUUCAAAAUAUACAAAGGUUUUUACUUUUGGUUGUGCGAGACGGUUAUUUGGCGCUCAUCUCAGCUUACAAUGUGCUCUUCUCUUCUCAGACAGGACAUGACCCCUGACCAUGUAAAGGAAUAAGAAUGGUAUUCCACUUUUUAGUUGCACUCUCUGGUGGCAAAGAUAAUUGCAAUGUGACAACUUACCCAUGUGACAACAAGCCCCGGUCUUCCGGUCUCCCCUACAUACACACACACACAUGACGCACACACACACACACACACACACACACACACACACACACACACACACACACACACACACACACACACACACACAGUAAAAAUAUCAGUCAAGUAGGAAACCACCCCAAAUUAACAUGAAAAAUAACAAAUUUAUUCCUGUGUCCUUAUAAAGAUGCUUAAUUUUACUCUUACUCUGGGAUGUCUAACACUUACACUUGACACAAGUCUUCACCUAAAGUGGCAACAGGCUUAUGUGGUUUUGGGACAAUAUUUUAUUUUCCCGUCAUCAGGACCAUUCCUGGCGUCAAGACCAGCAUCUGGCUAACCCAUGAUGAGUUGUGAAACCUGAUGUCUUUUUUUAAUUAAUUAAAGGUGGGGUAGGCAGGAUCUGAGAAGUGCCAGUUUUUGGGAAAAAUCUCGAAUGUAAACACUACCCCUCCCAACCAGUUUUCCCCUCAGCUCCUCCUCUCCCCUCCCUCUCUGCUCCAGCAAGCCUCGCCCACAAACAGACGCUCUCGCUCGCUUGUAUCGUAUCAAUUAAAUUCAGGUAUAAUGCAGAUAAAUACUUCAGAUAAUUACAAAUGGGGCCCAGUCAAUGUGAAAGUAAACAGCAUUGGUGCUACUGUAGAUGCCAACAGACUACCAGCAAACACAAUGUUUGCAGGACUUCUACAACCAGGAUAAAGUGACAUAGUCCAGGACCCGAGGUCAACAGUUUAGCGGCGCUACAACACGCAGCAGGUCCCGUUUGACAAGAAACACUUCUGUUACAGACACUUGGCUUACUUUGUUAUAGCGGUUUACCUGUCCAGCAGAAAGGUUACAGGGUCCGUAAAAUCCCAAAGCGUCCCCCAGCAUUGAUGUUGACCCGGCUUUUUAGCUCGUGUUCUGUCUACCUCCUUUUUAAGUGCUUGUUUUUCCACCAGAGUCUCUGUAUUUACUUUGUUUUCCCGCUUGCUUUGGUUGUUGUGGCCAAAGGAGGAUUCAGACAAUUUUCUGUACUUUCUGGUUGGUUGUUUUCUACGUCCCAUAUUGUCGCACACUAACAGAAACUGAUUGCAGUUGCUGUUUUGCAUCUAUAUAUUUAGCACGUUUUAAAGGCACGUGCAAACUGGCACAGCAUUAUUCAUGGUCAUUGUGAGGAGAAGGAGGCAGAAGUGCAAUGAAAGAUGAUGGAGAGUCAAAGUCUUCUGUGCAUGUGUCAACAUAUUUGGACUGUCAGAAAUAAAAAAUAGUUGAGUAAUAGUAAUAGUAAUGAUUUUCCUACGUCUGACGGUUUUAUAAAAAAAGUCAAACACGGAACACAUGAAAAAAAAAUAUCUGUCAUUGAUUUUAAAUUGUUUUAAUCUGUUUUCUGAUUUCUAAAAUAGUUUCUUGCAUCUAUAAAGCACUUUGAAUUGACUUGUGUAUGAAUGGUGCGAUACAAAUAAACUUGCCCUGCUUGCCUUUUAUGCAGUUCCCUAAAACGAUAUGUGCAACUCCAUGGCUUCAAACUUCAUUUUUCAUCAAAGAUCACUCUGCUCUCACAAACUUUCCAUGGUGACGGCUAAUAGCGCAUGCAAAAUCCUUGUUUAAAAAAAACCAUUCAGGAUCCGUCUUGAGAGCGUUCCAGCGACAUAGUGCAGCCCCAGUCAGUGAGGAAAAGAAGAAAAAGAGGAAACAAUGUGCUCACAACAGGUUGUUUUGCCUUUCUGUGGUUGAUUUCCUGCUAAUUUGGAUAACCAAAUCCCCAGAACUACUUUUCCUUUAUACUAUGUAAAGACAGAGUCCGGUUUGAGAGCUGACAUGGUAGCAAGCCUGUGAAUUACUUCACCAUAAUCCAAGACAAGUAAAACACUGCUUCAAUAAACUUCGGAAAACUGCCUCCUACUCAGCAACUCAAAGACAGAGGAAAUUAUCACAGACUGUCUUAACUGUUUUAUAACUUCUCAAUUGUUUUCUGUCUUCACAGGUUUUGUAGAUGUGAUUGCUUGGCCAAUAACCAAAUAUCUGACGGUAUCACGAUCCUGGCUCCCUAGCCUUAGUCCAGGAGAAAUCCACUAUUUUGGCCAGAUUCCUGCUCUCAAUGACUGCGUUUACAGAUACAUGUACAAAUCCAAGUACAUAGUCCUGAUUGAUGUUGAUGAGCUCAUACUACCCCAGACAGUAAACAGGUAACACCAAAUAAAUGAGACAAGAUAUGUAAGAUAUGUAUGCCUUUGUCCCUGAGAAAAAUUAGUUGGUUUCCAUGAAAAUGUGUGAUGUUUUAGAGUUUAUAUACAAUCCAUCCAUUAACAUUUGCAUUUCAUUCAAGCUUGUGUGUAAAAUUACUGAAUAUAUCUACAUGCAAUGUGCCUCCUUUCAAGUAGGAGCUCCUGAUUGACUUUUCACAUCAAAUACCAAAACAAUUUACCACCAAGUUAGCGUUGGCACUGAAAGCCCCAGCAGAUGGCACUAUUUGGGCCCAUGUAGGUACACCCUGCAUGUGCAGAUUCAUCCUAAUUUUAUUUUUAUUUUUUUUUGUGGAAGCAUAUGAUAGCAGAAGUUACAGGGAGUUUUAAUCACAGAACCAUAUGACCCUUGAAUUAAAACUUGAGGGUCCUCCACACCACAAAUCAAAAAAAAAAAAAAAAAAAUCCCAGGUCCUCACUUAGGCUUUACUGUUUAGGGGACUACAAUUCCUAAAUCCCAAAUGCUCUCUAAUGGUUCUUUCUUUUGUCUGGGACUUUUUGCUUUCCAUAAUAUUCUUAAUGGCGCUUGGCAUGAAGAGCAUUGAGUGACCAUAAACAAAUUUGUGACAAAAUGCACUAAAUGUGCGAUGGAGAAAAUGUAAAACCAGUGUAUUCUUAUUCAUUCUUUCUCUAGUUUGUGGGAACUGUUGCCACUGCUGGAACGUGAACAUGGCGUAGACGAGUGUUACAGGAUCCGUAAUACUGUGUUUCCCAAGAAUAUCGAGCUGCCUCUUCCCUCCAACAAAACACUUCCCCCUCAUAGCCACUGGCACAAAGUUCCUGGUGUGAACAUCCUGGCUCACCUCUACCGAGUCCCUGAUCAUCCCUCCACUGAAUAUCCUCAAAGGAAGUUCAUUGUCAACCCUCGAGUUGUAUUUUCAACAUCUGUGCACCAGCUGGUGAAUCCACACAGCAUCUGCAAAGAGGUCGACGCCAAAUUAGCACGAUUGUGCCAUACAAGGUGAGCUUAUGGUUUUGUCCUUCCUAUUUUUUUUUUUUUUUGGUGCUUAACAAAUUCUUUUAUUGUUGACCAACAAUCAUUAGCCUUUAAAACUCAACAGAAAUACCAGUAAAUAUCGUCCUUUAAAUAUAUGAAAUAAUUAGAGUAAGAAGAAUAAGAAGAACUUUAUUGAUCUCCGAAGGGAAAUUCAAUUGUCUGUUGUCUCACGUAAUAUGUCUAUAAAAGUUAUCUAUUAUUUACAUAAGAGUUAUAAAGCCUGAUGGCUGUUGGUACAAAAGAUCUUCUAAAUCUUUCUGUCCUGCAGCGAAGAGAGAGGAGCCGUCCACCACCAUUUGCCCUUUGGUCCAUCAAGGUGUUGUGUAGUGGGUGAUCCAUGUUCUUGAGAAUAGUCUCCACUUUCCUCAGUGUAGAUCUCUCCACCACAUCAUCCACUGAGUCCAACUUGAGUCCUACAACAGAGACAGCCUUUUUCACCAGUUUGUUAAGACGUCUUGCAUCUUUGUGUUUGAUGCUUCCUCCCCAGCAGACUGCAGCGUAGAACAGCACACUUGCCACCACAGACUGAUAAAACAUCUGCAGCAUCUUACUACAGAUGUCUAUUGAUCAGAGUCUUCUCAGGCAAAAGAGGCGGCUCUGCCCCUUUCUGUAGAUGUAGUCUAUAUUCUUAGACCAGUCCAACUUAUUAUCCAGAUGUACACCUAGGUAUUUAUAUGAUGUCACCACUUCGAUGUCCACUCCACAGGUGUUCACUGGUUGAAGAGGGGGUGUGGAUCUACGAAAGUCUAUGACCAUCUCCUUUGUCUUUGAAGUGUUGAGGAGGAGGCAGUUUUUGUGACUCCAGUCACUAGCUGCGUUUCCAUUACCCAUAGAUUUGCGCAAAACGUAAAUAUCGCAAUAGAAAACUGGUAAUGGAAACACCUACAUUUCGAAAAACCUCCCAAAUAUCGCUAAAAAGUUUUUACGCUCUCAUGAGGUGGUUUUUCAGAAGUGUCGAUAUAGAAGUAUAUCGCAAAAGUGUAAUGGAAACGCUUUUCUCGCAAUUCUCUGUCACCGGACGUGAUGUAGCGGGUCAAGUGACCAGUUCAUUUCAAGCGUAGAUGGAACGGUAUAUGUGGACGGGAGAGGAGACGGACUUAUUUCUGAAGUUUUGAAUUGUAUUUGUAUUUUUCUGAAGUUUUGAAUCCACAAUUCGUCUGUGAAUUCCUCAUUAACGAUCCUCUCGCAGAAAUCCCUCAUCCGUGUUCGCUACCAUACAUACGAGCUUUGCCUUUGAAUUAUCACCCGCUGCCUUCGUCUUCUGAUGACAGCAGCGGCAACAGCAGUAAUGGUCACAGAAAUAGCUGCUCCAAAACGAAAAAUGUUUUGUGUCUCGUCCAUGUUGGUGUGCAAAAAGGCUUAAGGAAUACGAGGUCGCACGGGCAGGAAGUUUACCUUGUUGCUAGGCAACGGCCAUUUAAACACGGCUCGCGAGAGGCAGACGGCUCGCUUAUGCACUGAACACCAUUCAAUGGAAACACCCGCAAAUCGCAAUUGUACUUUGUCGAAAUUUGAUAAACAUCGCUUUUAUUUUGCGAAAAAAUGUAAUGGAAACGCAGCUUCUGAGGGCUCUUCUAAGAUCUCUGUAUUCAGCUUCUUGUCCAUUUCUGAUACAUGCCACAAUAGCGGUGUCAUCUGAGUAUUUCUGGAUGUGGCAGGACUCAGUGCUGUAUUUGAAGUCUGACGUGUACAGUGUGAACAGGAAUGGCGCCAGCACAGUCCCUUGUGGAGCCCCUGUACUGCUCAUUAAUGUCCCAGAAACACAGUUCCCCAGCCUGACAAACUGUGGCCUUCCUGUCAGGUAACCUGCGAUCCAGGAAACACAGGAAGGAUCCACUCCCAUCUCUGUGAGCUUGUCUUUGAGUAUGGUGAGUUGGAUGGUGUUGAAUGCACUUGAAAAGUCGAAGAACAUGAUCCUCACAUAAACCACAGGUUCCUCCAGAUGAGACAGGGCACAGUGAAGCAUGUAGAGGACAGCAUCAUCUACUCCAAUGUGUUCUUUGUAUGCAAACUGCAGGGAAUCCAGUUUGUCUUUGACCUCAGACUUCAGAAGGCGUAGAAUCAGCCGCUCCAGGGUUUUCAUGAUGUGUGAAGUGAGGGUCACUGGUCUGUAGUCAUUGAGUUCAGCAGGAAAUUUUGUUUUUGGUACUGGCACAAUGCAGGAUGUUUUCCACAGAGCAGGUACCCGCCCCAGCUGUAGACUCAGGUUGAAGAUCUUGCGGAGAGGUUGACACAGUCUCUAAGCAGCCUUGGACACACACCAUCAGGACCAGCUGCUUUCCCAAGACAAAGUCUUUGAAGCUCCAUCCUCACCCCUGUUUUGGUGACAGACAAGGACUGGUGUUCUAGGAGGGAGGCAGUUGAAGUGGUUGAGACAUUUGAAUGAGAUGGAGGAGGAAGGGGAGAAGUUGUAGUGGUGAUUUGUUGCGGAGAGGGAGGUGGAAUAGCAGUGGAAGUGGAAGUGACAGCAGUGUCAAAUCUGCUAGAAGAACAGGUUGAGUUCAUCAGCUCUUUUCACAUCACCCACCACUGGCUGUCUUUUCUUUUGACUGCUGUGUCCAGAGAUGGUACUGAUUCUUCUCCACACCUAACAGAUGUUGCUGUGUUGUAGAUUAUUCUCUAUCCUCUUUUUGUACUCCAGCUUUGCCAUUUUCAGUCUCCUCUUCAACUCUUGUUGCACUUGUUUGAGUCGUUCUUUGUCACCAUCUUUAAAAGCUUUCUCUUUCUGGUAAAGGAUUGCUUUUAUGUCACUUGUGAUCCAGGGUUUGUUGUUGGGGAAGCAGCGAACAGUCUUUGUCGGUAUAACUGUGUGUCUACAGAAGUUGACAUAAUCAGUAAAGCAGUGAACCUGUUUAUCAAUGUUCAUACUAUCCACAUCUGUUUCCGGCAGCACAUUCUGGUCUGUUGAUUUAAAACAGUCCCUUAGAGCUUCACUGGCUUGAGGUGUCCAUCUUCUGAUUUUGACUUUGGUCACAGGCUGCCUCAGUACACAAGGUCUGUAACAGGUUUGCAGAUAGACCAAGUUAUGAUCUGACUUGCCCGGUGGUGGUAUGGCAGUGGCUCUGUAGGCUUCUUUGACGUUGGCAUACAGCAGAUCCAGGGUUUUGUUUUCUCUGGUAGGACAGUUGACAAACUGUGUGAAUCCAGUCAAGUGAGAGGAGAGGGUGACAUGGUUGAAGUCUCCUGAUAUUAUUAUUAGUGCCGCAGGGUGUUGAGUCUGUAGCCUGGCAAUGCUAUUUUGCAAAACAUCGCAACAUUCUUUAGUUGAUUUGGGUGGGAUGUAAACAAACUACUGUUAUGAUAUGACUAAAUUCUCAUGGAACAUAAUAUGGCCGAAGAGCAACUGCCAACAGUUCAAUAUCUGGACAACAUAACUUCUCCUUGACAGUUAUGUGUGAAGGGUUACAACAUCUCUGGUUGACAAAUAAAGCCAGACCUCCUCCUUUCUUCUUGCCACUAGCUUGAGCAUCUCUAUCUGACCUUAUGAGAGUGGAGCCAGGUAGAUCCAUACUGGAGUCUGAGUUGUUUUGAUUCAACCAGGUUUCAGUAAAACACAGGAAACUGCACUCAUGGUAUGCUGUCUCAGUCUUCACCAAUAUCUCCAGCUCAUCACUUUUGUUGGGCAGAGAGUUGAUGUUUCCCAUGAUGAUUGAUGGAAGAAAGGGUUUAUAUCUCCACCUCCUAGCAUUCAGCUUUGCCUUCACCUUUGCACCAGCACAGCAACCACGAAAAAAACACCUCCAGAUGUCCUUUGGAAUUGUAUGUUUUUGCCCAUAUUUGCUUUUCCUCAAUGAAAGGAGCUCUUCUCUUGAGUAAACUCUUCGCCCAGCAGAAGUAUCCAUCAGCAGCCAACAAAAUUACAACAAAAAUAUGAAAAAAAUCUAGCAUAAAUUACAAAAAUUACAGAUAAUACAGAGAGACCAGACUUGCAGCAACCUCUCGGUUCAAGCACAUCAUUUGAAUGAAUGGAUCCCAGCAAACAUGCUCAUUAACUUAUUUCAUUCCUGAAAAAAAGUAGCUGUAGUAUUGAAAGUUUGUACAAUAUUUAUCUUUAUACCAGACAGACAUAGUAGUUUUUUGCGGAAAAAAAAAAUGCUGUUACCAUUUGGUUCAAAAACAAUACAUAUAAAAAUGCUUAGGGGACUAGAUUCAAGCUUUAUUUUGAAAUAAAAAGGUCAGACAUACAGCUUCAUGUCAACAGGUGAGAGAGCAUGAAGGAGGCUCUUUACCUCAACCAUAUCGUCCUUAAUAUUUGGAGACUACUUGACCUAACUUGUGUAUCUUUUGGAGAACACACAUGCAAAGAAAAAACAUUAACUCCAGUCAGACUAUGGGUUUCACUUCUUAAACAAUCUUGCCUUUAGGCUACACUGUUUACCUCUGCACUAAUGAGUCACCACUGCUGACAGAUUCAGUAUCUCAUAUGAUUGCUUCUUUUGUCUCUCUUGAGCUGUCCUGUCCAACAAAAUCUAAAAAUGAUUUGAAAAAGGAGCUCUCCAUGUGUGUCAGUUCUGAUAUUCAUGUUCACCUCAAAGACUGUAAAGUUAUGGCCCCGCUCAGAGUCUCUUUAAAUCCUCCUGUCUUGCAUUUGUCACUUUUAACCCUUUUUUAAAGUUUUCAGAGCUCAUACUAACUGAAGAGAUUACUAUUAUGACUAUACAGAUGGGAAGCCAUAAUAUUUUUCACUGCAGCUUUUAACAAUUUAGCUCAUCUUGAUUCUGAUUUUUAUUUUCAAUACCUGCCUCAUCUCUGUCUGUCCUGCAGAAAAUCACAAAGUGAUCCUGACCAGCUUGUUUUUGAUGGACGACUGCUGAACUAUAGCGCCCAGCUCAUCUCUGCAGUCAAUACAGUUCUCAUGGAGAGUGGACUCAUGCCAACCACAGAUUAG
Xyrichtys novacula (pearly razorfish) is the source of this 11734-nucleotide messenger RNA. NCBI's taxonomy places the organism in Eukaryota, Metazoa, Chordata, Actinopteri, Labriformes, Labridae. The record is from the annotation of a GenBank genome assembly.